Molecule: messenger RNA, 963 nt
Organism: Heterocephalus glaber (naked mole-rat)
Lineage: Eukaryota; Metazoa; Chordata; Mammalia; Rodentia; Bathyergidae
Gene: Tfpt
Product: TCF3 fusion partner
Biological process (GO): positive regulation of apoptotic process; apoptotic signaling pathway; apoptotic process
Cellular component (GO): Ino80 complex
Molecular function (GO): DNA binding
Source: RefSeq, a predicted model, not a curated record
GGGCGACCAGGACGAAGGAAACGAAGCUGGAAAUAGGAAACUACAACUCCCAGAAGGCACCGGGCUUCCUGGGCCGCGAAGCCUAAUGGGACCAAUAGUUCUCCACACGGCUCAACCUAGACGCCUGAGGCUGAAGUGGUGCGGCCUGAGGCGCCUGGAGUGGCAGAGAUGGAGCUGGAGCAGCGAGAGGGGACCAUGGCAGCCGUGGGGUUUGAGGAGUUCUCGGCCCCGCCGGGCUCAGAGUUGGCGCUACCCCCCCUGUUUGGCGGCCACAUCCUGGAGAGCGAGCUAGAGACCGAGGUGGAGUUUGUGUCUGGUGGCUUGGGGGGCUCGGGGCUCCGGGAGCGCGACGAAGAGGAAGAGGCAGCCCGGGGGCGGCGGAGGCGCCAGCGAGAGCUGAACCGCAGGAAGUACCAGGCGCUGGUCCGGCGCUGCCGGGAGAUCGAGCAGGUGAACGAGCGCGUCCUCAACAGGCUGCACCAGGUCCAGCGGAUCACUCGGAGGUUGCAGCAGGAGCGCAGGUUCCUCAUGAGGGUGCUGGACUCCUACGGAGAUGACUACCGGGCCAGCCAGUUCACCAUUGUGCUGGAGGACGAGGGCAGCCAGGGCACAGACACCCCCACCCCAGGCAAUGCUGAGAACGAGCCUCCUGAGAAGGAGGAGCUGUCCCCACCCAGAAGGACUCCGGCAGCCCUGGAAGCCAGCAGCCCAGCCCCUGGUGAGGGGCUCAGUGGGCGGAAGAGGCGGCGAGCACCACGGGAUGGGGGCCGGGUGGGUGCUUUGCUGACCCCAGAGCCGGCCCCUGUGCAGGUUAAGGUCGAGGAAGACUUUGGCUUUGAAGCAGAUGAGACCCUGGAUUCAAGUUGGGUGUCUCGGGGUCCUGACAAACUGCUGCCCUACCCUACUCUGGCCACCCCACCCUUCGACUGACCCCACCCCAAUAAACCAACCCCAUGUACAUUG